GGCGUGAACGAAGGAUUAGUCAGAGAUCGCUCAGUGCUGAACUGGACGCUGAUAUCGUUCAUUCGUUGUAUUAUAUUUCCAGAAUAGUGUCGCAAUGGUGUCGCACUCGCUGGCUUUACCGAUGAUUUGUUUCACCACGCUGUGGGGUCUGGUCGGGGUUGUCGCCCCGUUUUUUGUACCGAAAGGACCAAACAGAGGUGUCAUCAUAACCAGUUUGGUGCUGACCGCCGUUUGCUGCUAUUUAUUCUGGUUAGUAGCAAUACUGGCCCAAGCAAAUCCUCUAUUUGGACCCCAGCUUAAAAACGAGACCAUUUGGUAUCUGCGCUACUUCUGGGAGUAGAUGGAGGUGGCAUUCAGAAGAUUCAGAAUCUCAUCAGGAUUUUUGUUUUCUUAUAUGUCGCUAUUAUAAUCAGUAAACCCCACAAAAUAGUGAAGGAAGGACUCCCGAGGGAACAGCAUUUGUACGAGGAAAAACAUAAACUUGUUACUUAAUAGAACAUUUUGAAAUAGCAUACGGAGUAGUAUUCUUAAAAUGCACAAAGAAAUGUUGUAGUGAUGUUCUUGUGAUCUUAAAAGAAUUUUAAGAACUUAAUUUUAAGAAAUUGUUUCGUUUUGUUGCGCACCGAGGCACGGGUUUGUCUGUUUUAGUCUUUUUAAUAUUAUGUUGUCCUCACUUGCAUGUGAUACUGUAUCCAAGUUUACCUGAUGAAAUUAUUUUUAUAUUUAUUAAUUUUAUUUGUAAAUGUGAUCGAUAUUCUGUUGAUAUUUUAUGUCUUCGUGUAAAGAUUUUGAAGUUGUGUCUCAAUGAAUAAAAUGAGUGAAAAAGUGCAA
Molecule: messenger RNA, 831 nt
Organism: Puntigrus tetrazona (Sumatra barb)
Lineage: Eukaryota; Metazoa; Chordata; Actinopteri; Cypriniformes; Cyprinidae
Gene: atp6v0e2
Product: ATPase H+ transporting V0 subunit e2
Exons: 4
Coding region: 95-340 (81 amino acids)
Biological process (GO): proton transmembrane transport
Cellular component (GO): proton-transporting V-type ATPase, V0 domain
Molecular function (GO): proton-transporting ATPase activity, rotational mechanism
Source: RefSeq, a predicted model, not a curated record